AUGCGUGUACUGACACCUUGGCUACUCGGCCUCACUGCAGUGAUGGCUCUCGUCAAUGCUGCUGCCGUUACUGCUCCUGAUCUUGAAACCUCUUCUGCAAUGGCCGUCGCUGACCAUCUCGCACAUGGCAGAAUCGCUGCUCGAGGCCUUGAAUUGCCCCUUGAUAUCGACCUUGAUCCACUUGACGAUCCCGACUCAAAGAAGCCUGAAAAGACCACUUCGCGAUCAAGAACCAGGACUCGCCGCCCUACAACUACCACCGCCAUCGUUACCACAACUUCUUCUAGACGCAGGCCAAGGAAGACUCAGUCUCCUCGGACCAGAACCAGAACCAGAGCCAGAACGACUACCAUAAAAGAUCAUGAUGAUGAUAAGCCUACUCCAACAUCCACUCUUUCCCACACGGCCUCUAUAACUGCUAUCCCAGCUCGAAAGAGCCCAAGCCCUGACCCAGGAAUCACAUUGCCUGUUGGAAUCAUCGAUGUUACUCUCCCAUUGGCUCCCUCUCCCUCAACCUCUUCAUCAUUACCUUCAUCUUCACCUUCACCAGAAGAAUCGUCUGAAUCCCCCUCUCCCUCUCCCUCUCCCUCUCCCUCUCCUGCGUCACCAUCGCCAGAGUCUCCUGCGUCACCAUCACCAGAGUCGCCUUCUCCUGAAGUUCCAAGCCCGAGUGAUGAGGUUAUGCCAUCACCUACGGAUACGAGCCCGAUAGAGAGCCCUACGACACCAUUAGAUGAUCUUUUGCCUUCCCUCUCACUCACCCUCAUCGUCAGUCCCACCGAUACCGAGGCUGUUCCCACCCCAACGUCAUCUCCAUCCGAAUCUAGUUCUGCCACCAACUCAGAGACCUCUCCUUCGUCUCCUACUGUGACCCCGACUAGGACCAACGCCAGAUCUGUGACAACUAUCACUUCAAUCCCAAUUCCAACAACCACAACUACCACUACCACUACCACUACCACUACUACUACCACAACAACAACGACAACCACGGAUAGCACCACUACGACAAUACGCCGAAGACCUACCAAGACAACAACCCCUUGGUUACCUACCACCAUUGAGCCUGUAGCUCCACCAAAGGAAACAGAGAUCCCUUCACCUGGCACAUCCCUUCCUGAUGUGGUGAUCCCCAACUUGGAUCCUGAAAUCCCCAAGGACUCUUUCAAUGUCCAGCUGCGAUUCAAACAUGUGUCCUAUUACCAAGUGAUCAACAAUGGUGUCCUCGCAGCUCAAUUGGUUUCAUUCAUUCCUGCACAACUGAGCCGAUUGCUUCAUGUGGAGAGUGACCGGAUCCUAGUGCUUGCCAUCCGAGAUGGGUCACAAACAAAUAGCAACAACAACAACAACAACAACAACAGCGGCAAUCGAAGGAAACGCGAUAUCGUGACCUCUGAUAAUGUGGAUGACUCUAUCUUGGCAACAAUUGCAAUCCCAAGAUCAAGCUAUUGGGCCUUGAGUACCAUGGUAAAGGAUGAAGGAAGUGAGUUGUAUAAGCCAAGUGAGGAUAGUUUUGGACAGUAUGUGGAUCCAUCGUUCCCUCUGAGCAAGAACCCACCAUCGGAUAACAGCAGUAAUAAUAAUAGUAAUAAUAAUUCAAGGAACGGUGGUGGAGGUGGCGGAACCGGUAAUGGUGGCAAUGGAGGUGGCAAUGGAAACGGUAGCCAUGGUAACCCAUUGGCAGGAGGUGAAUAUGGAUCAGGGGAUCCUAAUGCAGUCACGCCUGGAAACGAUACAAAGUCAGGAGUAUCGAAUGGAGCGAUCAUUGGAGCAUUUGUUGGAUUGGCAACAGCUGCCUAUGUUGGUAUUGCGAUGCUGGUGGUGAGAAAAUAUCGCAACAAGAGUCUGAAGAAGCAAAGAGAAGAAGACUUGAAGCGGAAUAUCUCGGCUCCUAUUGUCCAAGGCAAUCCAGCUCAAGGAUGGGGAUGGCAUAGCUGA
This is a messenger RNA of Lobosporangium transversale, 1938 nucleotides long. RefSeq lists its product as hypothetical. The record is from RefSeq and is a predicted model, not a curated record. Bases 1 to 1938 code for a protein of 645 amino acids. Lineage: Eukaryota; Fungi; Mortierellomycota; Mortierellomycetes; Mortierellales; Mortierellaceae. The transcript is spliced from 2 exons.